CGAGGAGUUUUCUACUUGUUGACCUAGCUCCUUGUGUGUUCUUGGCUGCCUGACUUGGUUGUAGUGAAGAAGAAGAAGCAGAACCAGGAUACUUGUGUGCUCAUCUGUCUGCACCCACCUUGCCAGGAGGAAAUCAUGAUGCCACUUUCCAGGACUCAGCUGGGACUCUUCUUCAUCCUCCUGUGUCCAGCCAACAUCAUAGGACUGUGGUGGGCAGUUGGAAGCCCCCUGGUGAUGGACCCCAACAGCAUCUGCCGCAAAACCAAGCGCCUGGCCGGUAAGCAGGCGGAGCUCUGCCAGACCGAGCCAGAGAUCGUCAGCGAGGUGGCUAAGGGCGCCAAGAUGGGAGUGCGCGAGUGUCAGUACCAGUUCAGGUCGAGGAGGUGGAACUGCACCGGUCACAACAAGUACUUUGGGAAGAUCCUUCAGCAAGAUAUCCGAGAGACGGCGUUCGUCUACGCCAUCACCGCCGCCGGAGUGAUCCACGCCGUGACCCAGGCCUGCAGCAUGGGAGAGCUGAUGCAGUGCGGAUGCGAGGUGACGCGGAACUGGGGGCCCCCUCCGCAUCUGGCCAUCGGGCCGGGGGCCGACGGCUCGGCCUGGGAGUGGGGAGGCUGCGGCGACGAUGUCGAAUACGGCUACGAGAAGUCGCGCCAGUUCAUGGACGCCAAGAGGAAGAAGGGGAAAAGCGACAUACGAACCCUGAUAGAUCUCCAUAACAACGAGGCCGGGCGACUGGCGGUGAAACAUUACAUGAGGACGGAGUGCAAAUGCCACGGCCUGUCGGGAUCCUGCACCCUGCGCACGUGCUGGAAGAAGAUGCCGCACUUCCGGGAGGUCGGGGACCGACUCCUAGACCGCUUCAACGGAGCCUUCAAGGUCAUGGGCGGCAACGACGGCAAGACCAUCAUUCCUGUCGGGCACAACAUCAAACCCCCCGACAAGCAGGACCUCAUCUACUCCGCCGACUCUCCGGACUUCUGCCAGGCCAACCGAAAAACCGGCUCGCCAGGUACUCGGGGCCGCGUGUGCAACAGUACGGCCAUGGACGUGGGAGGCUGCGACCUCCUGUGCUGCGGCAGGGGGUACCGGGAGGAGACUGUAGUGGUGGAGGAGAGCUGCCUGUGCCGCUUCCACUGGUGCUGCGUGGUGAACUGCAAUAAAUGCACGAUGAAAAAAGAACUCAGCAUGUGCUUGUGAAACGGACGCCGGGACAAAAAAACGUGAGCGCGAGCUCGCAUGUCUACGUGGACCGACAAUAGAGA
Messenger RNA from Nanorana parkeri, 1265 nucleotides. RefSeq names its product Wnt family member 6 (gene WNT6). Gene Ontology annotation, cellular component: extracellular region. Bases 136 to 1200 code for a protein of 354 amino acids. Gene Ontology annotation, biological process: cell fate commitment; multicellular organism development; neuron differentiation. The record is from RefSeq and is a predicted model, not a curated record. The transcript is spliced from 4 exons. Lineage: Eukaryota; Metazoa; Chordata; Amphibia; Anura; Dicroglossidae. Gene Ontology annotation, molecular function: frizzled binding; cytokine activity.